Sus scrofa (pig) is the source of this 981-nucleotide messenger RNA. RefSeq names its product NFU1 iron-sulfur cluster scaffold (gene NFU1). Gene Ontology annotation, biological process: iron-sulfur cluster assembly. The record is from RefSeq and is a predicted model, not a curated record. NCBI's taxonomy places the organism in Eukaryota, Metazoa, Chordata, Mammalia, Artiodactyla, Suidae. Gene Ontology annotation, molecular function: iron-sulfur cluster binding; iron ion binding. Gene Ontology annotation, cellular component: mitochondrion.
CUCGCGCCUGCGCGGGGCUCGGGCGCUUCCGCGAAGGGGACGGGGGAGGGUGCAGAAGAGCGGCCUUCCCUACGCCUGCGCUCUUGGACUAAGAUGGCGGUGGCGCCCCGCCUGGGCUGGGGAGCUGCGGCAGCUGCCGCGGGGCUGCGAAGGCGAUUAUGUCAGAUGAUGAAUCCAUAUACCAUUAAGAAACAGCCUCUGCAUCAGUUUGUCCAAAGACAACUUUUUCCACUACCUGCAACUUUAUAUAACCCAGUGAGAUACAUGUUUAUUCAAACGCAAGAUACUCCAAAUCCCAAUAGUUUAAAGUUUAUUCCUGGAAAGCCAGUUCUUGAGACAAGGACCAUGGAUUUUCCCACACCAGCUGCAGCAUUUUGCUCCCCUCUGGCUAGGCAGUUAUUUAGGAUUGAAGGAGUAAAAAGUGUCUUCUUUGGACCAGAUUUCAUCACUGUCACAAAAGAAAGUGAAGAGUUAGAUUGGAAUUUACUGAAACCAGAUAUUUAUGCUACAAUUAUGGAUUUCUUUGCAUCUGGCCUACCUUUAGUUACUGAGGAAACACCUUCAGGAGAAGCAGGAUCUGAAGAUGAUGAUGAAGUUGUGGCAAUGAUUAAGGAAUUGUUAGAUACUAGAAUACGGCCAACUGUGCAGGAAGAUGGAGGAGAUGUAAUCUAUAAAGGCUUUGAAGAUGGCAUCGUACAGCUGAAACUCCAAGGUUCUUGUACCAGCUGCCCCAGUUCAAUCAUUACUUUGAAAAAUGGAAUUCAGAACAUGCUGCAAUUUUAUAUUCCAGAAGUAGAAGGUGUAGAACAGGUUAUGGAUGAUGAAUCAGAUGAAAAAGAAGCAAACUCACCUUAAAGUAAUUUGAGUUUUCUUUGAGCCCAGCAGUCAGACUUGCUGAUAAUAUAUACUAAGCUUUUAUUAUUAAUCUGCUAAGAAAUUUGAGGAUUAAUAAAAUGUGCCCUUUCUUCAGAGAAUGAUAUA